This is a messenger RNA of Betta splendens (Siamese fighting fish), 4112 nucleotides long. RefSeq lists its product as uncharacterized. The transcript is spliced from 17 exons. The coding region runs from base 1020 to 3518 and encodes 832 amino acids. The record is from RefSeq and is a predicted model, not a curated record. Lineage: Eukaryota; Metazoa; Chordata; Actinopteri; Anabantiformes; Osphronemidae.
UGUGGUUUGUCACCCUGCCAUAAUCAGGUCAUACACGUUUUGUGCUUUCUAUGUUUUUUAUAUUGUUCAUGGUAAAUAAUGGUACACCAUGUUAGUCACGGGUUAGUCCAGGUCAUUUGAGGUUAAAACCGUGUACCUAGUUAGAGUUCAGUGUUUAGAUAAGUCUGAUGUUUUGUUCAUGUAUUCAAAUCAACAGAUAAUGAACAGGUAUUUAGACCUCCUGGUUUAAUUUCUAAACUUACACUGAAGUAGUGUUUUUGCCUUCUUCUGUUACUGGGUUAUUGUAUUACUUUGUGGAUCUUUCUUUCUUUCUGAUUCUGUCUAAAACGAUAUUCACAGAUAUGCUCUGCCUUAUCGGAUUGUGGUACGUGACGAUAGAGACGUGACAAUAGAGACAACAAGACUAGAGAGAAAGAAGAGAGAACGAUGGGAUUAGAAACAAAGCACGCAGAUGGAUGUGAGGAGGGAAAGUUAAUGGGGAACAGUGUUACAGGAAACAUCGAAAGCACCAGUUUGUGGGCCUCCUCUAUGUUGAAGCCCCUCUGCACCUUCGCUGGCUGCUCUGGAUGCCAGUCUCCUGCAGCCAACUCCACAUGCUGGGCUACUCUACAAUCAGCUGCUAAUAUAAAACAAUAUAAUAUAGUGGAAGCAGCUAGCCUUACGUUCUGUAGUCCCACCCACUCUAUCCUUCUGUCUACUUCCUGUUGUAUGUGCACAUGAACAAAGGUUAGGAAUCGGCAGAUAAGAUCCUAUUGUCUGCCUGAUUGGGACAUGUUCACUGAGUACAUGUGUCAGAGAGCUGUGUUGUUGUGGGAGUGGCUCCGCAACCUUCUGCUUGAAAGAAGCACUACCAGACCUGAAAGUGGGCGUGAACCCAAAUCACAGCCACUUCUAAACGGCCGGCUCCGAGGCAGGUGAGUGACUUCGCGUGACGGAAUCGCCACGACGCGGACCUGGCCGACAGUUCUGCCGCAGCACGGAACGCAUGGCCCGUGUGGGGUGAAAGCUACAAACGCAAGAUGCCGACUUUAGGACUGAAGAAGAAAGACUCGUCCAGAAUGGAAAGACCGGCGCUGGAUUUGCCACAGCUGACCAAUGAAAUGCAGCUGAGCAUCAUGAACAAGGUGAAGAACGGGGAGCUGUCCAUCGAGGAUGCGCUGAAGCUGGCCAGCAACGAUCGGAAGAAGCUGCUGAGACAGCAGAGCCUGGGUGACGAGUCUUUGCAGGAACAACUACAGUACAACUUCAGCGUGUAUAAGCACAGUCACCACAGAUGGCAGAAGAGAGUCAUUCAGAUUGAUUUCAAGAACUGCAUGGUGUGCAGCAUAGAGAAGGGCAUCGUCAAGAGACACCUUCCGUUCUGCAUCGUCAAGAGUUGCGAUGAUGGAGUGGGCUCCAGGUUCACCAUUUCCUUUCAAGGGCGCCAUGAUUACGAACUGGAGGCCACAUCCCUGGAGGACAAACAAAAGAUUUUGCAACUUGUGAAUCAGAUCAUUUAUAAGAACAUAUACGGUGAUCCUGAUCCUGAGGAGAGGAAUUCAGACUCUUGUCCACGAGCACCAGCGCCUCAGAGCAUUCGGAAAGGAAACCUGUUACUGCACAGGGGUGGCCUGGCCUCGUUCAAAUGGGUGAAGUACGAGGCUCAGCUUCUGACAGGCCAGCUGACACUGGUCCCCCUGCGGAUUCGAAGCCCCGUCGACGGGGAAGCAAUGCUGGUGAUACCGGAGUCCAUUGUGAUCCACCUCUCAGAUGGAGAUACUUGCAUACAGAAAUCCCAGGGAUCAGACACUUUCAUCCUGAACACACACAAAAACGAAUACCAAUUCCGAGUUCCCAUAACAGAGGACACCACUCCCGAGUCUGCUCAGAGUGAACGGAACGCUUGGGUUCAGGCCAUCGACAAACUGUGCUCAGACUGGAAGAAGAAAUCGGCGCAGAGAAAAAUGAAGAAAAACCGUCCGAUAAGCGAAGAACGAGAGGACAGUGACGUGGAGCUUGAGUCGAACGGGGGGUUUAGUGCCGGGAACCUGGCAGUGAUUCAUCCUCCGGUUGACCGUGCACCUGCGGAUUCCGCCUCCGGGGCAGGUCCAUUGGCUGGCGACACCAGUCCCUCCUCUGCUGUUUACGCGAGGCCCAUUCCUAAGACCCGCAGGAGCGGCAGCAUCUCCUCCGCUGAGCCCAGCGCCGCCCCCCUCCCCCACCCCCGCCCCCCACCCAAGUCGCCCGGCGAUGCUGCCUCGCCGCUGCCCCCCUGCCCUCCGCCCCUGCCCCCCCACGUCGCCCCUGCGCCCCCGUCGCCGCAGCCUCUCCCCCAGGACUCAGGCUCGCCCGCCGUGACGCCGCCUCCCCCCCCCCCCGGGGCCCCGCCUCCCCCUCCUUUACCCCCUCUACCCUUUAAGGGCCCAGCCAAUUCGAGGAAACCCACCACCAAAGCGUUCCACUGGGACGUAGUCAGCUCAGAGAAGAUUGGAAAAUCAUUUUGGACACAAGGCAGCGCCGAGAAGACUCAGAUCUCCACGUCACGCUUAUUGGAGCAGUUCGCUGUUAAAGAACUAGCGAAGUUUGGUGUGGCCGACGUGAUUAAUACCCAGCAGAUUAUGCUCAACCAGAAGAUUGCACACAACUUCAACAUUUUCCUCAAAAGUUUCCCAGUGCAGCCGGGCGAGCUGAAGGACAAACUGUUCAUCAUUAGCGAGGAAGAUGGAGGUCUAUCUGAUGAGCACAUCACCUCUCUGAGGAGGUACGUCCCCACGUUGGAUGAUGUGGAAAAGUACAAAUCGUACAAGGGGCCGGUGACAGACCUGCACAUCGUGGACCAGUACAUGCUGGAGAUGUGCAACAUCCCCAACCUGAGCACGCAGCUCAACCUGCUGCUGACUCUCAGAGAGCUGCCCACCAGCAUGAACGACCUGCAGCCUCUGAUUAACCAGAAGAUCAGAAUGUGCACACAGCUGUACAACAGCAGGUCAUUUGUUUCGGUGCUGGAGUACCUUCUCGCCAUCGGCAAUUACCUGAACGAGAACGCCGGAAAGGAAAAGGCCAAGGGAUUCCGCCUCUCCUCCUUAAGUAAACUCUCCCAGCUGCGCGGGAGAGGCAAGAAGUUCACCUUGCUCAACGCCCUUGUGGAGCAGAUCAUGUUGCAUGAACCGUGCUUGGCCACUUUUACCCAAGAGUUGGCAGAAUUCGAAACUGUCCCUGGAGCUUCCAUCAAAGGCUUGACCGCAGAAGUAGAUGUCCUGAAGAAUGAACUGCAGAAAGUCAUUCAGUACAGGAAAAACUGCAAGAAGAGAAAUGCUGGAGCUCAGCCCCUGAACUUCACAAAAGACCUGAAGAUGGCAAUUGAGAAAUACAACACUGAUCUCUCGGCACUGACGAAGACGUGUGAGGAGAUGAAGAAACUCUACACUGUCAUACUGGUUAAAUUUGGAGAACCAGCGGAUAAAGACUCUCAGGAGCUCUUUGGGAUCGUUUCUCAGUUCGUCCAGGACUUCAAGAGGGCUCGCGCUGAACUCGUAUGAGUUGUCCAUUCAAGAUGUACUGUAGAAUGCAGCACUGCUUGAUUAAACAGAAUACACAUAUUAUGAUGAGUCAUGAGCCAAGAUAUAAACACAUGGUACAGCGUAGACACAUGUAGCAUCUUUACAUACAUUCUGUUUUGCAUCAUGCUGAGCUUGAAAUGAACAUACUGUACAAAACAAAUCUACCUUAUGCAUACGUGCCCCUGUAUUUAUACACGGUGAUGAAGGUCGGCCUGCGUUCGUCGCAAGGCAUCAUGUUUACUCACAUUUCCUGCUGCCAAAUUUGAUUUCAAAAUGUCUCGGUUUGAGGAAACGCUCAUAGACUCAAGUGUACUGUUAAUAAGCGCAGCUUUCUGUUGGCGGGGAAACAAAUGAGAGGAGACCUGAGGGACCAUCUGAGGCUGAGGUACUCUGGGUGGGUAUUUGCUUUCCGAACAUGCUGUGGUUCUGGGUAUUUCAUCUCAUCAAAACAUUUGCAGGUACAGGGGAAAAACUAGAGAUUUUAAUUGAAAUGCUGCAUUUGCAGAAAGGUGUUAUUCAUUAGCAGGAAACAUGCCAAACUAUUUCAUUAAAUGUCUUCUUUACAGCUCUUUA